UGAAAGUGGCCCUGGACAGGGGAAGUCUUCAAAGGCAAAUUGUCCUCCUUUGGUGUACUUGCCAAGCAACUCACGAACCGGCACCACCGAUUUUACCCUUUACUGCCUUUUCCCAUCUUUCUCGUUUUGAACACAGCACAUACUUUUCUUGAUUUCAGACAGCCUUAAAGGAACACAAACCCAAUUUUCUAGAAUGAAUCCAAGUACCCCACCCGGACAGAAGAAGCAGAAACAAGAAAACACGUUGCUGUGUCAAAGCCAAGUUCAAGAAUCUGGUCAACGUGGGCGGCUCAACAGCUCCUACCUUGCCAAAAUCUUUUCUUCUCUCUCUCCCCCUGCAUUCUUUCUUCGCUAAAAACCGCGAGAGAUUGACCACUGUUUUGUGUCGAUUUGUUUAUUAAGAAAAAAAAUUUAUUUUAUGUUUGCCCAGAUUAAAGAAUACGAGAAUUCGGAGAAGCUAACGUGAACUCGCUCCAAGGUUGGGUGCCUUUUGGUCUACAUGCGGGCACUGGGCUUCGACGGCAACUCGAACAUUUUCUACUUCGCACAAAUAUUGAAUUGGAACUGAAACAUCCUCUGGAUUGAUUUUUUAUCGUUCGUUCUCCUUCUGCACGGUUGCGGCUAGAUUCCUGCACCUGAUCACCGCUGUAUAGCUCAACCAAGAAGAAGAAGAAGAAGAAGAAGAAGAAGAAGAAAAAGCUGAAGAAUAAGAAGAAGAAGAAGAGAGAGAGAGAGCUGGUAAUUAUCAUGUUAGAGGAGGAAACUGAUCCUUGGCGGAUCAUCCUUUUUGCUUUCUUGGUGUUUCUUGGAGUUAGUCUGGUCCUUGGAAAUUCUUUGGACACGGACAGGGUAGUCCUGUUGGAUCUGAAAUCAUCCCUUGAAGAGUCCAAUAAGGUGAACAGAGGUCAUUACUCUGAAUGGAAUCUUAGUAGCUCAAACCCGUGUGAUUGGAAGGGCAUCACGUGCAAUUACAACAGGGUCACUGGCGUGAACCUCUCGGGGAGCAGCAUCUCGGGAACCUUGUUCUGGAAUUUCUCUGCCUUGACAGAGCUCUCUUAUCUUGAUCUCUCAUCAAACACCCUCGGUGGGCAGAUUCCAGCUGAUUUGAGCCACUGCAACAACCUUGUGUACCUCAACUUAUCGCACAACAUUCUCGACGACGAACUGAGCUUGACUGGUUUGAGCAACCUGCAGACGCUUGACUUAACGAAGAAUCGCAUCAGAGGCGGGAUUCAGACAAGUGUUCCCGCAAUCUGCAACAGCUUAGUGGUUCUGAACAUUUCGGAGAAUAAUCUCACCGGUAGCAUUGAGGAUGUCUUCGAUCGAUGCGAUAAGUUGCAGUAUCUUGAUUUGAGCAUGAAUGAUUUCAGCGGGAACAUAUGGAAAUCGUUUGGAAGGCUUCGGAGGUUCAUUAUUUCUGACAACCAUUUGAACGGAAAUAUUCCUGCGUCGAGUUUUACGGCUAAUUGCAGUUUAAAAGUACUGGAUUUAUCCGGAAAUAACUUCUCAGGGCAGUUUCCAGGAGAAAUUUCGAACUGCCAGGACUUGAUCAUAUUGCGUCUUUGGGGAAACAAAUUCAAGGGCCCAAUUCCUCCAGAGAUAGGGUUGAUUGCCAGUCUCGAAGCAUUGUUUCUAGGAAACAACAGCUUUUCGAGAGAUAUUCCUGAAUCUCUGCUUGACUUGAAGAACUUGGAUUUUUUGGACUUGAGCAGGAAUAACUUUGGGGGUGAAAUACAAGGGACUCUUGGGAAGUUCACACAGGUCAAGUAUCUCGUACUGCACACAAAUUCCUACACUGGUGGAUUGUAUUCGUCUGGUAUUCUUAAUCUGUCUAAUGUCGUCAGAUUAGAUCUGAGCUUCAACAAUUUUUCUGGUCCGCUGCCUUCUGAAGUAUCGCGAAUGCUGAGUUUGAAGUACUUGACUCUUGCUUACAACCAAUUCAAUGGAAGCAUACCCUUGGAGUACGGCAACUUUCUGCACCUCCAAGCGCUCGAUCUCUCCUUCAAUGAACUAACUGGGACAAUCCCCUCGAGCCUUGGAAAGUUGAGCUCUCUUUUGUGGUUGAUGCUGGCGAAUAAUCAGCUUGUAGGCGAGAUUCCGCCAGAAAUAGGGAACUGCUCUAGCUUGUUAUGGUUAAACCUGGCUAACAACAAGCUCUCUGGACAUAUACCACCUGAGCUAUCGAAUAUUGGCCGAAACCCGAUGCCCACUUUCGAAUCAAACCAGCAACGUGGCAGGAUCAUACCUGGCUCGGGCGAGUGCUUAAUGAUGAAGAGAUGGAUUCCUGCAGAUUAUCCUCCUUUCAGUUUUGUGUACGACCUUCUUUCCAGGAAAACAUGUAGGAGCGUAUGGGACCAAUUGCUCAAAGGAGUCUGGCUAUUCCCGAUUUGUGCUCCCGGUACAUUGGUCAGGACAAAUCAAAUAUCAGGUUACGUUCAGCUCAGUGGGAAUACGCUCUCUGGUGAGAUUCCUUCUGAUAUCGGCAAGAUGCACAACUUUAGCAUGUUACACCUCGGCAUCAAUAACUUUUCUGGGAGGUUCCCUCAGGAAAUAGGAGAAUUGCCCCUCAUGGUUCUGAACAUUUCCUUCAACAGGUUCUCCGGGGAAAUUCCACGGGAAAUAGGCGAGAUUAAGUGCCUCCAGAAUCUCGACUUGUCCUCCAACAAUUUCUCGGGCACUUUCCCUGCGAGCCUGAACGAUUUGACUGAGCUGAGCAAGUUCAAUGUUUCCUUCAAUCCAUUGAUAUCUGGCGUGAUCCCUGCGACUGGGCAGUUAGCUACGCUUGAUGAAGAGUCCUUCCUCGGCGACCCUCUGUUGGUCCUUCAGUCUUUCCCUAAUCGACCACCCCAUCCAUCGGGAAAUCACAUGGGAUCAGGCCCGAAGAAGACUCCGAAGGUUAGGGUAUUCCUGGUACUCUUUGCUCUGGUUGUUGUUUUCUUGGCAUUUGGGAUCUUAUCAUUCAUACUUUUCUCGUCCGUCAAGAGCCCGCUUGACUCACCUGAAUACCUGCUAGAAGAAAUAAAGUACCGCCGUGAAUUCGGAUCGAGCUCGAGCAGUUCCUCCCCGUGGUUGUCCGAGUCGGUUCCAGUGAUCCAAUUAGUCAAGAUAGCAUUUACUUAUGGUGACAUUCUGAAGGCGACGAGCAAUUUCUCGGAAGAAGUAAUCGGGAAGGGUGGUUUCGGGACGGUGUACCGAGGCGUGUUGCCGGACGGCAGAGAGGUGGCCGUGAAGAAGCUCCAAACAGAAGGCAUCGAAGGGGAGAAAGAGUUCCAAGCCGAGAUGGAGGUCUUACGCGGGGACUGCUUCGAUUGGCCUCACCCGAAUCUUGUGCCGCUCUAUGGCUGGUGCCUCUAUGGGUCGGAGAAGAUACUAGUCUACCAGUACAUGGAGGGAGGGAGUUUGGAGGAUCUCAUCCCGGAUCGAGUGCACAUGACAUGGCAGAGGCGGAUGAGCGCUGCGGUCGAUGUGGCCUGCGCCUUGGUGUUCUUGCACCACGAAUGCUACCCUCCGAUAGUGCACCGCGAUGUGAAGGCGAGCAACGUGCUGCUCGACAAGAGCGGGAGGGCGCACGUGACGGACUUCGGCCUGGCUCUCGUGAACGUCGGGGACAGCCAUGUCAGCACAAUGGUGGCUGGCACGAUCGGCUAUGUGGCGCCUGAAUACGGGCAGACAUGGAAAGCCACGACCAAGGGCGAUGUAUACAGCUUCGGGGUACUGAUAAUGGAGCUGGCCACGGGGAGGCGGGCCGUGGAUGGCGGAGAGGAGUGCUUGGUGGAGUGGGCGAAGAGGGUAAUGGGGAGCGGGCGCCGGUCGGGCCGGUCCACCAUCCCUGUUGUGUUCAUGGGGUCCGGACUGGCAGAGGGCGCCGAGGAGAUGUGCGAAUUGCUGAGGAUCGGGACACGGUGCACGGCCGAGUCGCCGCAGGCCAGGCCGAACAUGAAGGAGGUGCUGGGUAUGCUGUUCAGGGCAUCAAGCCGCCAGGGCAGCCGUUCACAUGCCUCUUCACCACCUUCAAUAUGACCUGAUUCAAAAUCUUUUUAUUAGUGUGCAGUUGGAGGAAACGUCCAUAGCGGUUAGGAUGAUGUUUUUGUCUUCUCAAUUUUGUCGAUCACAUUCUUCUUGUACACAGGAACAUCGGUUGAUAUCAAAUACAAAGAUGAAUAUACAGUGACCUGCAGAAAAACAGAGGGUCUCCUUAUGACA
Molecule: messenger RNA, 4203 nt
Organism: Eucalyptus grandis
Lineage: Eukaryota; Viridiplantae; Streptophyta; Magnoliopsida; Myrtales; Myrtaceae
Product: probable LRR receptor-like serine/threonine-protein kinase At1g74360
Biological process (GO): protein phosphorylation
Molecular function (GO): protein kinase activity; receptor serine/threonine kinase binding; ATP binding
Source: RefSeq, a predicted model, not a curated record